ACCCCCAACCCAAGCGACGAACCCUGCAUCCCACGCGCACCGACACUACCGCGGUUUAUUUUCGUUUGCAGCGAGCACGAUUUUGUUGUAUUCAUUCCGCCAGCGCGCUUAGUUGUCGUCGAGGAAUCUAUCUGGCCGCACACACACACCAGACCCGGCCCCGGGAAUAGAGACCUUUGUUUGUUGUUUUCGUUCGUUCGUUCGUUCGAUCCCUCCCACCGGGUGCAUAAAAUGGCCCUAAACAUUAACGACGGUGCACUGUCGCCUACCGUCGAACAGGGUGCCGCCGGGCUGCCCGAGGUAAUACCGAACGUGAAUGUGUACCAGCAGAAGAAAACGCUAGCCCAGGGCAUGAUGGAUCUGGCGCUGCUGUCCGCCAAUGCGAACCAGCUCCGGUACGUGCUGGAAACGUACGAGCGUCAUCCGUACUACAUCUUCAGCCUAAUCUUUAUCUCCGUCAGCCUGCUGGUGCAGGUAGCGGUCGGCGUCGGCCUGAUCAUGAACAGCCGGUACGACGUGAACGAUCGGAAGGAGAUAUGCAAGGCAAACAAGAUCAACGACCUCAUCACGAUCGGCAUCUUUGUCAUUACGCUGGUCAAUGUGAUGAUUUCCGCGUUUGGGGUGGCGCCGCGUAAAGCGUGAGUGUUGAAGUUGCGAGUGUGAGUGUCCGAAACUGGCUAGAGUGCAAAUUGAAAUGACGUCGUACCGAAAAAGUGCAAAAGCGUAAAAUGCGCCAAAAUGUGUGAAAGGUGGAACAAAUAAGAGAGAGAGAGAGAGAGAGAGAGAGAGAGAGAGAGAGAAAGAGAGAGAGUGAAAAUUCGUCAAGCGCCCACAUCGAAUGCGUGUGUAAAUUACACUUUACGAUGCACCUGCUACCGUAGCGUUAGUCAUCAAUCAUUGCAUGGGGAAAACCCUACACAUCGCAGUGAAGCUUGGUGUUGUUGAACAGGUUUCCAAGAAUAUUUAAAAAUGCAACACAACAUGAAAACGACAUACCUCGUAAAGAACACCCCGGCACAACAGAAACUUCCUCUACAGAAUGCCCCCAAAGCUAUGCAACGCUAAUCUUAUGUAAAUUAUUUUCCUCCCCGCAAACACGAACAGUGCUUCUACAGCAGCAGGGCAGUUAUUAGCUUGCCUUGGGUUGCAAAAAUGGAAAGACAAAUUUGCCAAAACUCGACGACUUAGAAGUAGAUAAGAAGAGCAAGCGCCCGGGGUAAUAAAUGAUAUUAUGCGGUUAAGCAACGACCCUUAUCUCCCUCAUAGUGCGAAGAAAUAUGACCUUGUACAGUGUUUGGUAGAACUUUGUUUUACAAAUAAAAUAACAAUA
This is a messenger RNA of Anopheles coluzzii, 1330 nucleotides long. Its product is annotated as ninjurin-A-like. Gene Ontology annotation, biological process: cell adhesion; tissue regeneration. Bases 232 to 642 code for a protein of 136 amino acids. The record is from RefSeq and is a predicted model, not a curated record. Gene Ontology annotation, cellular component: membrane. Lineage: Eukaryota; Metazoa; Arthropoda; Insecta; Diptera; Culicidae. The transcript has 2 exons.